Messenger RNA from Wyeomyia smithii (pitcher-plant mosquito), 1347 nucleotides. RefSeq names its product MOB kinase activator-like 3 (gene Mob3). NCBI's taxonomy places the organism in Eukaryota, Metazoa, Arthropoda, Insecta, Diptera, Culicidae. The transcript has 3 exons. Gene Ontology annotation, cellular component: nucleus; cytoplasm. The record is from RefSeq and is a predicted model, not a curated record. Bases 298 to 1032 code for a protein of 244 amino acids. Gene Ontology annotation, biological process: positive regulation of protein phosphorylation; signal transduction. Gene Ontology annotation, molecular function: protein kinase activator activity.
GACGUUUGACGUUUACUAUUUUCUCCGCAGUUUCUUCUGGCGUAUAUGGCAUGUGAAGUAGAUAAAUAUACAUUUUCUUUGUUUACUUUUCAAAUUAGGUGAGCAUUUUUGCCUGGUAAGGCUUCUCCGCGCAAUAAAACGAACGUGCCCGGUUAGCAUAAUCUACGAUAAGCGUUCGUGUAAAGGGAUAAUUUGUGUUUAUCGUGUCAGAAAAGGGAAAAAGUGCACCAAUACUGCUCCAGAUUUUCUGUACACGUGAAUAAGAUGGGAACCAAAACCAAAUAAGGAUCUGACCGGAUGAGCUGGAUGUAUGACGCGGAGGAAGUUGCAUACUUCAGGAAAAUCGCUACCUCGCAGAGGAAAGCUCCAAAGAUAAUGGCUCUGAAUGGUUUCCUGGAAUUUUUUCAGCGGGAGAAGACAUUUCGUCCCAAGAAGAAGUUUACUCAAGGAACUAUACGCUAUUCGCUUCAUAAGCAAGCUCACGCUAGUCUGCAAUCGGGUAUCAACUUGAGGGAAGUGGUUAGGCUUCCUCCGGGGGAAAAUAUGAACGACUGGCUCGCAGUACACGUCGUGGAUUUUUUCAAUAGAAUCAACCUAAUUUAUGGAACUAUUUCGGAGUACUGCAACGUAACUACCUGCCCCACCAUGAGCGGAGGCUCAAAAUAUGAAUAUCUUUGGGCGGACGGCGAAAUUUUUAAAAAACCAGUACAACUGCCUGCUCCGCGUUACAUUGAACUGCUAAUGGACUGGGUGGAGAAUCAAAUCAAUAAUGAAUUGCUUUUCCCAGUGUCAACCGAUGUGCCAUUUCCGAAAUCUUUUCCCAACUUGUGCAAGAAAAUAUUGGCUAGACUGUUUCGAGUGUUUGUGCAUGUUUACAUUCAUCAUUUUGAUCGGAUCGUCAGUAUUGGAGCUGAAGCUCAUGUCAACACAUGCUAUAAACAUUUUUACUACUUCAUCCAGGAGUUCGAUCUCAUGUCAGCCAAAGAGUUGGAACCGCUUGCCGCAAUGACGGCGCAGAUGUGUAAAGAUUGAUUCGACAGUAUGGAAGGCGAAUGACUUACCCAAGCAAAAAUAAAUAAUAUGGACACCAAUUGAAAGCUGUAAUAUAGGUUGUUGAAAGUUGACGAGGGAGAAUAAUAAAUGGAAUUUUCUGCAUGACAAUUAAAAUGAUUUGAUCUUUAGUAUAUUGGUGUAGUGUCUUUUGCGAGACUAACAGUUGGAAAUAUUCAAUUGGUUUAAUGUUUUAUCUAGCAAUAAUUGCGUCUAAUUGAAUUUUACAGCUCAGAAAUAAUUAUGGCAUGACAUUUGUAUAGUAACUAAAUAUAUCUUAACAUCUAACUUGGAAAA